CUGUGAAAUAUAGAAUUUCUCUAUUGGCAACAACGACAAAAAAUUACAAAAAACUGACACAUUCCAAAGAAAGCGUUCGUGAUUAACAUCGAAAGUCCGAAACAAUACAAGCGAACUAUUUGUAUUUCGUUGGUUUUUGCUCAGCAUCGCAUCUUCUUUGCAUAAAGGACAUUUUGUUUGAAAAACUGGUAGAUUGUGGAAGCUUGUAAUACCAUGUUGAAGCUCUGUUUAGGUAAAGUGGAAAAAAUAGAAUUUUUUUUAUUCUGCCCAACAUGCAGUAUGGAAAUAGCGGAAGAUCUUUUCAUAAACCACAUGAGAACACAUCCAAUAACAAAUUUAAUAUAUUGCCGUUUGUGUUUACAUUUGGUCUUCAGAACUCCUGAAGACUAUAUGCGCCAUAUGAAUGUACAUUCUACAAAAAUGCAAUGCCAGUACUGUAAUAAAACGUUUCCAACCCGUGAACUGUUGGAGGAACAUGAAAGGUCUCAUAUUAAAUACACAUGUUAUAUUUGCUACUUAGUAUUUCGAUCACUCCCAGCCUUUGAAGAACACAGAAAAACGCAUUCCAGGAGACAACAUGUAGCAAGUUUUUCAGCAUUAUUACAAAAUGCAAUUGAAAUACAAAAUGCCUCUACAUCACAGCUUGAAUCUCCUGCAUCAGUGUCAGUGGUUGAAACUCAUGGGACAAGAAAUAUAAGUAGUGAAUUCCAAAAUGCCUCUACAUCACAGCCUGAAGCUCCUGCAAUAGUAUCAUUUGAUGGAAUUUCUAGGACAAUGAAUGAGUUCCAAAAUGCCCCUACAUCACAUCCUGAAGCUCCUGCAGCAGAAUCAUUGGAGGAACUUUAUAGGACAAUAAUAGAAGCUCCUGAAGCAGAAUCAUUUGAUGACAUUUAUACGAUAAAUAUAAGUAAUGAACUCCAAAAUGCCCCUACAUCACAGCCUGAAGCUCAAGAAUCAUUGGAGGAAAUUUAUAGGACAAUAAUGGAAGCUCCUGAAGCAGUAUCAUUUGAUGACACUUUUACGAUGAAUAUAAGUAAUGAAUUCCAAAAUGCCUCUACAUCACAGCCUGAAGCUCCUGCUGUAGAAUUAUUUAAUGAAAUUCAUGGGACAAUAAAUAUGAGUGAUGAAUUCCAAAAUGUCCCUAUAUCACAGCCUGAAGCUCCUGCAGCAGAAUCAUUGGAGGAAAUUAAUAGCACAAUAAUAGAAACUCCUGGAGCAAUAUCAUUUGAUGACAUGUAUACGAUGAAUUCAAGUAAUGACGUCCAAUAUUCCCUUGCAUCACAUCCUGAAGCUCUUGCAGUAGUAUUAAUACCUGAAAUUUAUGAGGUAAGUAAUCUAAGUGAUGAAUUCCGAAAUGCCUCUACAUCACAGUCCGGAACUCCUGCAGCAGUAUCAUUGCCUGAAACUUAUAGGGUAAGAAAUCCAAGUGAUGAAUUCCAAAAUGCCUCUACAUCACAGUCCGAAACUCCUGCAGAAGUAUCAUUGCCUGAAACUUAUAGGGUAAGAAAUCUAAGUGAUGAAUUCCAAAAUGCCUCUACAUCACAGUCCGAAACUCCUGCAGAAGUAUCAUUGCCUGAAACUUAUAGGGUAAGAAAUCCAAGUGAUGAAUUCCAAAAUGCCUCUACAUCACAGCCCGAAAUUUCUGCAGCAUUAUCAUUGCGUGAAAUUCGUAGGGCACGUAGGACUCCUACAGCAGUCUCAUUCGAUAAAACUUGUGUGGCACGAAAUAGAAUAGUAUUAGAUCCUCGAGGAAGAUCGGCUAGCACUUCUAGAAUAUCACAAAAUAGAAAUGAAACAAACAGUACUUAUAGUACGUAUAAUACUCUCUCAUUAGAAGCACUACUUGAUGCACCUAUUGGAGAAAAUCGAUUUGAAACGGCAUAUACUGCUGCAGGUCGAAAUAGUAAUGAAAGAGAAGAAAUUACUCUAGCAAACCUGCUUGGAAGUCCUCCGAAGCGAAACAGAUAUGAAACGGAGAAUAUUUCAACACAUGGAACAGUUUCAAAUGAAACUGGAAAUUCCUCAUUGCCUGGAACUGAUACCAAUGAAAAUAGAGAUCGGGACAAUAAUAUUUUCAAAUCUCCACGUAAAAGAAAAUUAUGAAAAUAUUCCAUCUACAUAAUUUGGAGGAACUCCUUUAGUCCAGGAAGCAAUCAGAACUAAAUAAUUCAUCACAAAAAUAAAAAUGAAACCGAAAAUAAAAUAUUUCUUUACUUAUCGAUGGAAUAAGAUGAAAUUUCAAUCAAAUCGAAAACUGAAUAGAUAUAACUAGAAAAAAAUAGUAUUUUAAUAAAAUUACUGUUUAAAUAUCGUACUGGAUUCACUGAAUUCGGAACUUAAACGUAGGAAGUGAGCAGCGACGGAUUUACCUUCCAUUUUAGAGCCUUUCUGAUGUUCCAGAAUAUCCAAUACGUAUUUCAGUUAUAUUUUUUGGGCUGCGUUCGAUACUCUUGCAGUAUUGUUUGCAUUUUGAAAUCUAGGAUCGAUUUUCCUUCUUUACCAUUCGAUACAGAAUGUUUUGUUUCAUUAAUAUUCAGCCAGUAAAAAUAUAGGGGUAUUUUUGUUUUCAUCUUUAUGUUAUCGAUUAUUUGUGUUUAUGUUUUGUCUUGAACUUCUAUCAAUGUUUUUUUAAUUAGUAUAAUAUGAUGUUUUUAGGAUUCAUGUUUUUGAGAAACGACUACGAAAUCAUUUCUAAUAAUAUUUUUUCUAUUGUGUAUUUUAUUGUUAUUAUGUUCAUAUUGUGAAUUACUACGAAAAUAAAAUAAUUACUGUUUGUCAAGCCGAUUUUUGGUUAACGUAAUAUAUACUAUACACUGAAACUACUGUUGACGAAUUAAUAAAAAUGCUAUUGAGA
Messenger RNA from Leptinotarsa decemlineata (Colorado potato beetle), 2854 nucleotides. RefSeq lists its product as uncharacterized. The record is from RefSeq and is a predicted model, not a curated record. Lineage: Eukaryota; Metazoa; Arthropoda; Insecta; Coleoptera; Chrysomelidae.